AUGGGAGAAGCAAACCAGACUCUGGUGUCUGAGUUUAUUUUUCAGGGACUUUGUACUUCAAGGGAACUACAGAUCUUCCUCCUGCUGCCAUUUUCCAUCCUCUACCUGAUGACUCUGGUAGGCAACCUCUUUGUGGUGAUAUUAAUCGUCACUAAUUAUCAUCUCCAUUCUCCCAUGUACUUUCUGCUAGCCAAUCUUUCAUUUAUUGACUUCUGCCUUUCCUCAGUAAAUACACCCAAACUGAUAACAGACCUCCUACAAGAAAAUAAAACAAUUUCUUUCUGGGGUUGCAUGAGCCAGAUCCUCUGUGUGCAUUUCUUUGUAGGGGGUGAGAUGGUUCUUCUUGUAACAAUGGCCUAUGACCGCUAUGUGGCCAUCUGCAGGCCACUCCACUACACCAGCAUCAUGGACAGACAGAAGUGCAUCUGCCUUGUUUUGAUAUCAUGGUUCAUUGGAUUUGUGCACGCCAUUAGUCAGCUGCUCUUGAUUUUGGAGCUUCCUUUCUGUGGGCCAAGAGUGAUAGACAGCUUUUUCUGUGAUAUUCCUUUGGUGAUGAAAUUAGCCUGCAUGAAUACUGAUACUCUGGAAAUCUUGAUAAAUGCUGACAGUGGUGUUUUAGCGACAACUUGUUUCAUUCUCUUGUUGAUAUCUUACACUUACAUUCUAUUGAGGCUUCACUCUAAAGAUGGUUCAUCAAAGGCCCUCUCUACCUGCACCUCCCAUAUCAUAGUGGUUGUGCUCUUCUUUGGACCCUGCAUUUUCAUCUAUCUGUGGCCAGUCAGCAUCACGUGGGUGGAUAAGUUUCUUGCUGUGUUUUAUACAAUCAUCACACCUCUCCUAAAUCCAGCAAUCUAUACAUUGAGAAAUAAUGAUAUUAGAAAUGCCAUAAUUAAGCUGAAAAAUUACAGGUAA
This is a messenger RNA of Myodes glareolus (Bank vole), 912 nucleotides long. RefSeq names its product olfactory receptor 4K15-like. Gene Ontology annotation, cellular component: membrane. The record is from RefSeq and is a predicted model, not a curated record. NCBI's taxonomy places the organism in Eukaryota, Metazoa, Chordata, Mammalia, Rodentia, Cricetidae. Gene Ontology annotation, molecular function: G protein-coupled receptor activity; olfactory receptor activity. Gene Ontology annotation, biological process: G protein-coupled receptor signaling pathway.